AUGCGUGGGGUUGUUGACAUAGCUAUCCAGACAGUUAGUUCCAUCCCGCCCGCCCCAUGGCAGCCUCGCACCAUGCAUGUCCUCUAGCCGCCCUCCUGCCGGUAUAAGGUGCGGUGUCCUGGGUUAGUCUGAGGGUCAGAUUACUUUUUUUUUCUGCAAUGAGGGGGACUCUCAAAUUCUGCUCUAUGACAUGGGCAAUGACAAGGACCAUUAGAAUACCCAUGGCUAGAUGGAGAAAAGUCACAGUUCCUUCAGGAUGCAGGCUCCUCUGUGUGACACCUGCAGACCCUCCUCCUACUGGGGACAGAUAUAAUGUGUCCCGUCUACCAUUCUCCGAAGUCACAGCCCAGGAUCUCAACUACUUUGAGCAAGUGGUUCCAGGCCGAGUAGUCACCGAUAAAGAAGUCCUAAAAAGUCACAACAUAGAUUGGCUACGAACAGUGCGUGGCAACGGUAAGGUACUUCUUAAACCUCGAAAUACAAAAGAAGUGUCUGAGAUUUUGAGAUAUUGUAAUGGAAGGAAUCUAGCUGUAACCCCUCAGGGUGGCAACACGGGAUUGGUUGGGGGCAGUGUCCCAGUGUUUGAUGAAAUAAUUAUCUCCACUGCUCUCAUGGACCAAGUGAUCAGUUUGGAUAAUGUCUCUGGUGCUCUGGUAUGUCAGGCUGGUUGCAUAUUGGAGGUAUUGAAUCAGUAUCUGGAAAGGCACGGAUAUACAAUGCCUCUAGACCUUGGUGCAAAGGGAAGCUGCCAUAUUGGAGGCAAUUUGGCAACAAAUGCUGGUGGGCUCAGACUUCUUAGAUACGGGUCCUUACGGGGGAGUGUGCUGGGAUUGGAAGCAGUCCUUCCUGAUGGAUCCAUACUGAACUGCCUCAACUCUCUCCGCAAAGAUAACACAGGAUACGACCUAAAGCAGCUUUUCAUUGGCUCUGAGGGGACUUUGGGUCUGAUAACAGCUGUGUCAAUUCUCUGUCCACGCAAACCCAAUUCUGUCAAUGUGGCACUGCUGGGCUGUGAGAGUUUCAGUAGAGUGCUGCAAGUAUUCACUAUGUGCAGGGAUCACCUUGGAGAAAUUCUAUCUGCCUGUGAGUUCUUCGAUGCCGCAUGUAUGAAGGUUGUUAAGAAACAUCUCAAGCUCAGUAACCCUCUACCAGCCAACAACUUCUACGUACUAAUAGAAACAUCUGGAUCCUCUGCAUACCAUGAUGAAGAGAAACUGAAUAACUUCUUGUCCAAGGCCCUGGACACGAGUUUAAUCACAUCGGGGACAGUAGCUACAGACCAAAGCAAGAUAAUGAGUCUCUGGGCUCUCAGAGAGAGGAUCACAGAGGCGUUGGCGCAUGAUGGCUAUGUGUACAAGUAUGACUUGUCAAUGCCGGUGGAAAAACUGUACGAGUUGGUUGAAGAAACAAGGAUUCGUUUGGGCACUGCUGCUAAAACUGUAGUUGGCUAUGGACAUCUAGGUGAUGGAAAUCUGCAUUUAAAUGUCACGGCAGAGUCACACAGUGAUACCUUAAUGACUGCUCUAGAACCCUUUGUCUAUGAAUGGACAGCAAAGCACAAGGGUAGCAUCAGUGCAGAGCAUGGCCUUGGAUUCAAAAAGAAAGACCACAUACACUACAGCAAAUCAGGAGAAGCUGUAAAUCUGAUGCAGAAAAUCAAAUGCAUGCUAGACCCAAAAGGCAUCAUGAACCCAUACAAGACAAUACCAUCCUCUGAUUAAUCAUCACAGAUUCUUAAAAGACAAUACAGGACUUCUUCUCAAAAUUAUCAUUUAUGUAAAGGAAAUGCAUGGGGUGGCUGCAAAUGACAAGUGUUUAUUUUAAGGAGUCUGUUUUAAUACCCUGUGUCUUGCUUAUGUUGGCAUUCAGAAAGAUCUACACUGCAGUAAAACUAUUCUGUUUGAAAAAACAAAAAAACUAGAUUGUCUAGAGUUAAGAAAGUCUGGGUAUUGCCAUGGGUGGAUAUAGAUAUCAGCAAUUGUUUGAACUCUAUUUUAAAGAGAUUGGUCAAGACUAAAUAAAACAUUUUCUGACCCAUUUUUAAAAUUGUAAGUCCUGAUAUAGAAUAUUUAUAUAAAUAAUGCUUUAAAAAUUAAGCAAAAUUAAAGAUAGCCUCUACAAGACUGUCACUGACCAGGAAGAGACUACGUUAACAAGCUGCUUCUGGUCUAAUCUUACCCAUAUAUCUUUAUACAGUCACAUUUCCACUCAUAAUCUGGGAUGAGUGGAACUGCUUUAUAAAUUGAUGGCAGUUAUUUUUAGAAAUUGCUGCAGUUAUAAGUCGCCCAGGGGAGUGGGUGUGGGGUACGUCCUGUUUCAUAUCCAUGGUAAUGAUACAAAGAUUGGUGGACUGACUAUUCAAUUUGAACCCUGUAUAAUAAUACAGACGAAGGAACAGUGCACACAUAAUAAAAUUUUUAAUUUUUAUAGCGCUACUUAAAAUCAUUUCUUAGCAAACAAAUAUGGAGAUUCAGUUCCACCACACGGCCAUAAUGUGUUAAGCCCACCACUACUUCACAGUAUUCCAAUAUUGGUGGGUCCUACACGAAUUCCAGUGUGGGAGACAAUUAAAUAGUGCUAGUGCUGUAAUAGUAGUGUUGUAAGAGCAUUGUGAAUAUAUGUAUUUUAUGCUAAAUUGUCAUAAACACACAUUACCAAAACAAAUGCAGUAUCAAAACUAAACAAUUAAAGUGUUAGUGCCGCGAUGUAUAUACUAACAUUGCAUAUCAUAUCUGCUCUAUACCAAAUAGAAAUUAUAACUAGAGUGACAGUACUAUCCAAAACCUCCCUUUCAUUAGCUCAAUUAGCACUACCACUUUUUAAUUUGUCUUCCACAUUGGAGUUAGUGUAGGACCCACCAAUAUUGGGAUACCGGUGGGCUUAACAGAUUAUGACCAAAUAGUGGAAUUGAAUCCCCAUAUUUGUUUUCCGAAAUAGGGAAUUUUAGGUAGCCUUAUAAAAAUGUAAACAUUUAUUUUUUGUGUGUGCUGUUCCUGAAUCUGUAUGUGUAGAAUUUGGUCUCUACGGCAGCACCAUUCCUGUAAAAUGUUCCGGGUGUGUCCCCAUUUCCUUUUUGUCUUUAAAUGUUUUUUUAAUCAUUUUUUUUUUUUGGAAGACUUAAUGGAUUAAAGGUCAUUAUUAGUAGUAGUAUAUUUGCAGUAUCAGUUAUACAGUGGCAAAUUACUGACAAGCAAAAUAAUGCAGACAGACACAACAGAUGAAGAGGGCCCUGUUAAAAUGAUCUUACAAUCUGAGGACGUGGAGUAAAGGAACACAAGAGGAAGGAAAUGUGACAAAGUAUUAGAGCUUUAUGGUUGUAAUACAUUUCUGCUGCUCUAGUAUUUAGCCCUUGAGCUAACAUUGCAAUCUCCAUUUUCUAAUAAACUCCAUUUCGUGAAGAUGGACCUGUCAUAUAUGCUAUGCUAAAUCAAUAUAUGUGGCAAGAGUCAGAUAAUUGGUGAAAUAACUAUGGCCUUGUUCUAGCUAAUUUUCAUAUGUACUUUGUUACGUAAAUUAGGUGACUUGAUAUCUACAGCCAUGCUUUCUGCA
Messenger RNA from Pelobates fuscus (common spadefoot toad), 3549 nucleotides. It is a transcript of the gene D2HGDH, whose product is annotated as D-2-hydroxyglutarate dehydrogenase. The transcript is spliced from 10 exons. Gene Ontology annotation, cellular component: mitochondrion. Lineage: Eukaryota; Metazoa; Chordata; Amphibia; Anura; Pelobatidae. The coding region runs from base 159 to 1721 and encodes 520 amino acids. The record is from RefSeq and is a predicted model, not a curated record. Gene Ontology annotation, molecular function: FAD binding; catalytic activity.